Molecule: messenger RNA, 2421 nt
Organism: Larimichthys crocea (large yellow croaker)
Lineage: Eukaryota; Metazoa; Chordata; Actinopteri; Sciaenidae
Product: gap junction alpha-3 protein
Exons: 3
Coding region: 833-1912 (359 amino acids)
Biological process (GO): cell-cell signaling
Cellular component (GO): connexin complex
Molecular function (GO): gap junction channel activity
Source: RefSeq, a predicted model, not a curated record
AACCUGUUUUUUUAUUUUUCACUGAGUUUCCUCCUUGUCACUGUGAUUCGUAACUUGAAGAUGCAAAUGCCUACUCAUCUCCAAAUCAUGCCCCCCAUGAUAGGAGAGACCCUCGUGCUAUAUUUAGACCCCAGAAGCACUUGUGGCCAGACAGACUUAGCAGGCAACAUCAUUGGCCAGCUGCCGUGUCACUCACUGUAACAAGCGAGUAGAGGGGCUUUAAUAGUUUACAUUAGAGAGUGUGUCCUGUGCCAAAUUUAACCACCGGGGGAGGGUGGGGGGUCUUGAGGGAAGGCAGGCUGGACAUGGUUGCGAGUGUGUCCAGCAGGUUGCGUUUGUGUUGUGGUGGUCAGUGGAAGGACCCUCAGCGCCUGGAUCUUGAAGGCUGAAGACAGAGCCGGUGGGUUUGUCGGUGUGGAACAGAGGCAGAGCCCAGCAGAAGUUCACUUUUCCUGUCCAUUCAAGGGCAUUGCUGGGGGCCCAAAGAUCAGCUUUUGACUGAGGCCUGUCAGCGAAGCAGGCGGACUCAUGGACCCUCGAAGACAUGCAGGGCUUCGCCGUAGGGGAUGCAUAAGCUGACAAGAUCAUGUUGCUGUGACUUGGGCCAUGAAGGCCAGAAGCUGCAGAAUCAUGACUGGAACCUGCCUUCCUUCCUGUCCACACUUGCCAAAUAUAUACCCUCCUAAAGUAAAUAUAAUCCUGUCCACGAGGAAAAGGCCACUACCUGCUCAGUAGCAGAGUACCCCAGUUGUACACUCGGUUAGCAACGUGGCUCCUGAGAGACUCAAUUGGUGUGAACUUAAAGUUGUCCCAGACCUGAGCUCACACAGCCAUGGGGGACUGGAACCUGCUGGGAAAGCUUCUUGAAAAAGCCCAGGAGCACUCCACUGUGGUGGGGAAGGUGUGGCUCACCGUCCUGUUCAUCUUCCGCAUCUUGGUCCUGAGUGCUGCGACGGAGAAGGUAUGGGGCGACGAGCAGUCAGGCUUCACCUGCGACACAAAGCAGCCUGGUUGCGAGAACGUCUGCUAUGACAUCACUUUCCCCAUCUCCCACGUCCGCUUUUGGGUGCUCCAGAUCAUCUUUGUGUCCACGCCUACCUUGAUCUACCUGGGACACAUCCUCCAUCUGGUGCGGAUGGAGGAAAAGCAGAAAGAGAAGGAGAAGAACCAUACACAUCGGACAGAGAAGGAAGCCCUUAUUGUGGAUCCUAAACAUAAAAAGGCUUUGGUGAGGGACAGUAAGGGCAGAGUGCGCCUGCAGGGGGAGCUCUUGCGCACAUAUGUCUUUAAUGUGGUCUUUAAAACCCUGUUUGAAGUGGGCUUCAUUGUGGCUCAAUACCUUUUGUAUGGCUUUGAGCUGAAGCCUAUGUACACAUGCAACAGAUCACCAUGUCCCAAUGUGGUAAACUGCUACAUAUCCCGUCCCACAGAGAAAACCAUUUUCAUCAUCUUUAUGCUGGGAGUUGCCAGCCUAUCUCUGCUUCUAAACCUCAUAGAGGUCUACCACCUGGGCUUCACUAAGUGCCGGCAGGGCAUCACCUUCAGGAGACAACUAUCCUCUGAAGGUAUCCCCAGGGAGCCCAGUGAGACCUCUGUGCCUUUUGCGCCGAGUUACGACGACUACUUCCACGGGCACCAAGUUCAGUCGACCUACCCACCGGUACCCAGCUACAACCUUUCCCCUCUGGCGGACGGCACAGAAUCGUCCUUCCACCCAUACCACAGCAAAGCGGCCUACAAACAGAAUAAGGACAACUUGGCGGUGGAAAGGAGCAGCAGCAAGCCAGAGGAAUGUGACCUGAAAGGAAAGAAGGGAGCAGGAUCAGCCCCUGGGUCACCUACGCAGUCCAGGCCCAGCCGCAGUGCCAAACACAGCAACAACAAGACUAGAAUAGACGAUCUGAAGAUAUGAGGAGGUUUAUGUUUCUCUGAGGGGUCUUAAAUUGCUGCGAGGAGAUCGUAUGUUGUUUGAGAACAUUCAUACAUGCUGAACUGACCCCCCUCUUUAAGAUGGCACAGGUUUGACUCAUUUCAACUUAGAAGGAAGUGACAUGGAGAAGCUGCAGUUGUACUGUACAUGUGUAAAGACUGAUGUGGUUCAAUAAUCACGUUUAUAAUGAACUUGGACUUCUUCAAGGGGUCUCAAAGUUGGGUAUGUCUUUUUUCUUUUUAAAAACUUAAGUGGAUUUCACUUUUAAUGGUGUCUGCUACACACCAUACAUACAUUAUAUUUUCAGUCAAUGUUCAAUAGCUUUGGUUUGUUUUUUUAAUUGUUUUGUGUACAUUAUGGAUCUUUCCACUAUUCACUUUUGCCACUGAGAAUCUAACAAAAAGUACUGUUCUGCUCAGGUUUCACACUCGGCGUAUCUUCAUUUUCAGUGUGUGACGAAUGUGAAUUAACUCAAAAAUACAACUCUCAAC